UACAACACAGAUCACUUCAUAUACACAGAUCACUUCACUCCAUCGCUUUUCCAUCGACUGCUGAUCUUACUAAAAACUAGUUCGUUGGUGAUGGGGCGCCGCAGCAGCAGCAGCAGCAAGACCGAGGCCGGAAGCGAGCAGCACCGCAAGGAGGAGAAGCACCACAAGCACAUGGAACAGCUCGCCCAGCUCGGCGCCGUUGCCGCCGGAGCAUACGCGCUGCACGAGAAGCAUAAGGCGAAGAAGGACCCGGAGAAUGCCCGGUCGCACAGGGUCAAGGAGGAGAUCGCCGCCACUGUCGCCGUGGGCAGCGCUGGUUUCGCCUUCCAUGAGCACCACAAGAAGAAAGAUGCCAAGAAGCACGGCCGCCAUUGAUCUUGGCACAUAUAUAUAUAUACCAUGAUUAGGCGGCAGCACUCUAGCUACUUAUAUGGUUACGAGGUUUCCAUUGUUAUCUUUUUCCACGGUGUGUUAUUCUUCACUAUAUGUACGUCUGUUCUAUUGUAUAUGCACUCUUUUUAUUAAUUACCUAAAAGUUGCUGCC
Molecule: messenger RNA, 544 nt
Organism: Triticum dicoccoides
Lineage: Eukaryota; Viridiplantae; Streptophyta; Magnoliopsida; Poales; Poaceae
Product: abscisic stress-ripening protein 3-like
Exons: 2
Coding region: 91-375 (94 amino acids)
Source: RefSeq, a predicted model, not a curated record